AUGGAUGAAGAGGCGUCUCUUGAGAGUUACUUUGACCAGUCAAUUGCGGGUUCCUCUGAGUACAUGUUUGGAGGAGAAUUGGGUUUGCAGGGCCCACCACAGCUUCAGGAUCCCUCUUUCCUCUGCUCCUCUAUCUCCAACCAACAGAAAGAGCUCACUGAGGAUCUGGACCUGAGCUUUCUGCCUGAUGAGCUUAAUGCUCAGGAUGAAGGGAGAGAGAAUGCAGGAGUGGGUUCGACGGAAGACAGUGGUGUUUACCCAGACUGUACGACUGCGGUGUCGACUGAAGCAGACACUGAUGUCAAUAAGACACAGUCUGCAGACUCCCCCUUCUGCAACCUCCCUAUGACCCCCAUGACCCCUAUGACCCCUGUCGCCCCUGUGGCAGAAAGUUCAGGAAUCAUCCCACAAUUACAGAAUAUAGUGUCCACAGUAAACCUGGCUUGUCCUCUAGACCUGAAAGCAAUCGCCCUUCAAGCUCGAAAUGCUGAGUACAAUCCAAAGCGUUUUGCUGCUGUAAUUAUGCGGAUCCGUGAACCCAGGACCACUGCCCUCAUCUUCAGCUCAGGAAAAAUGGUCUGCACUGGUGCAAAGAGUGAGGAGCAGUCUCGCCUUGCUGCAAGGAAGUAUGCCCGGGUGGUACAGAAGCUUGGCUUCCCAGCCAAAUUUCUCGACUUCAAGAUCCAGAACAUGGUUGGCAGUUGUGAUGUAUGUUUCCCCAUACGGUUAGAAGGCCUGGUUCUGACUCACCAACAGUUCAGCAGCUAUGAACCCGAAUUGUUUCCUGGUUUGAUCUACCGUAUGGUGAAACCAAGGAUUGUCCUGCUGAUUUUUGUGUCUGGAAAAGUUGUUCUUACAGGUGCUAAAGAUCGCUCCGAAAUAUAUGAAGCUUUUGAGAAUAUCUACCCAAUUCUGAAAGGAUUCAGGAAACAGUGA
Molecule: messenger RNA, 936 nt
Organism: Neoarius graeffei (lesser salmon catfish)
Lineage: Eukaryota; Metazoa; Chordata; Actinopteri; Siluriformes; Ariidae
Gene: tbpl2
Product: TATA box binding protein like 2
Exons: 7
Coding region: 1-936 (311 amino acids)
Biological process (GO): DNA-templated transcription initiation
Molecular function (GO): RNA polymerase II general transcription initiation factor activity; DNA binding
Source: RefSeq, a predicted model, not a curated record